Priapulus caudatus is the source of this 3012-nucleotide messenger RNA. RefSeq names its product bifunctional D-cysteine desulfhydrase/1-aminocyclopropane-1-carboxylate deaminase, mitochondrial-like. Gene Ontology annotation, molecular function: D-cysteine desulfhydrase activity. Lineage: Eukaryota; Metazoa; Priapulida; Priapulimorpha; Priapulimorphida; Priapulidae. The transcript has 2 exons. Bases 180 to 1403 code for a protein of 407 amino acids. The record is from RefSeq and is a predicted model, not a curated record.
UGGCGACUCGCAAAGUUCUUCAACUUCAAAGUUCAAGUUCUUGUUGUCUACGGUCGACUCUAGUUAUUAGUAUUACUACGAAUUGAGUAGGCCUAGGCUACGACGGACCAAAAACGAGUAGUAGGCCUACUAGUACUACUACUACUAGUACUUCUACUUCUACUACCAGUAGGACGAAAAUGUUUCUCGUGACAAAAAUCAAAGCUCCUGUUCUUACUCUUAGUUUUAGGCUUGGGGAUCAACUUCAAGCAGUGACUAUAUUAAAUAGGACUAUGAGUUCACGCAGUAGCAACCCUGGUUCUGUAGUUGCACCAUAUACGCCACCAGAGUGGGCAAGAAAGCUUCAAUAUGUGCCUAGUUAUAAGCUGGAUCUAAGUAUGCACCAUACUCCAGUACACAAAUGGAACAUUCCAUCCAUCUCGGGAGGCUUUCGGUUGUCGAUUAAACGGGAUGACAUAAACGGUGGGCCAUUGAGCGGCAAUAAAGUGCGAAAACUCGAGUUUCUGCUGGCAGAUGCAAUUUACAGAGGAUUUAAGCAUGUCAUCACAGCAGGUGGAGUACAGUCGAACCACUGCAGGGCCACAGCGAUCGCUGCUCGCCAGCACGGCCUACAACCGCACCUGUUCCUGCGGUCUCACACUCAGAACCCUCACAUGCUCGAUUGUGUUGGCAACUUGUUUCUCGACAGAAUCGUAGGGUCGGACAUCUACCUAAUACCACAGAGAGACAGGUACGAGCGUGAUAUCAAACCAAAAAUGCAGCGUCUUGCAGACGAGAUUCAGCGAAAACACGGGGAGAGAUCUUAUCUGAUACCGAUAGGUGGUUCAGACCAAGUGGGUUUGUUUGGAUAUAUAACUCAAUUCCAGGAACUGAUUGAACAAGGUGUCAUGAACAGAUUUGAUGACAUUGUCGUUACUAUCGGAAGUGGUGGAACAGCAUGUGGGUUAGCCAUUGGGAAUUACCUGACAGGGAGCAAGCUGCGAAUCCACGCAAUAUGUGUCUGUGACAGUCCUGUUUACUUUCAUCAGCACAUCAGUGACAUUCUGGACCAGCUUGGGCUGAGCGGAGUCAAAUCGGAAGAUAUCAUCAAUAUUAUUGAUGGGCAUAAGGGGAGAGGUUACGGAAUUUCCACAGAAGAAGAGCUAACGUUUAUUGCUAGCGUAGCCAACACUACAGGCAUCCUUCUCGAUCCAGUGUACACAGGCAAAGCAGCUAGAGGAAUGGUCCAUGAGUUUGCUUACAAUGCUGAUAGAUUUCAGGGAAACAGGAUUCUAUUCAUUCACACUGGUGGUAUAUUUGGUUUGAUGGAUGGCCGCAUGGAAGCAGUGAUGAUGAAAGAGGAAUCAAUGGGCAACAAAGUGUAUGACUCGAUCAAGAUCAGCAUGUUCAACAGCACUGAAUAAGUUAUGUUUAGACACUACGACCAGGGGGCACCACCAAACCACAGCGAACAACAUGAGCGGGUGGAAGGCUAAAAAGCUGAUCGCUGACCUUGAUGAACUCUUUCGCAACGUCGAGGCCGCAUUUGCAAGUGGCAUCCACAUCCAGCAGGUUGCACUGAUAUUCGGCGCAACCGUCGUAGCCCCGAAGGAGCUCUAUGUUGUCGACUUUCCGCGGCAGGCGGGCGUCUGUGGCCUAGAACUUUCCCGGGCGUACUGCAUCCGUAAGGUCUUUCAGCGACUCGUUGAGGAGCCAAGGUUGUACGACGUGAAGCGCCUAGCGCUGACAAACAUUGCGCUACUCAUACGCACGACGCGCAACUGCGGCCUGCAGUGGUUUCACCCACACCACGGUUACAGCAUGCCCGCGCGCGCAUUUAAAGUCACCUUAGAGCUCCUCAACAAGGAGCUUCUGGGGAAUGGUUCUGACGAUGAGGGUUUGUCUGUCGAUGAUACUAAAAGAGAGUUUUCAUCGUCAUUCGAUCGUGCUACUCGCUAUAGGGAAUCUCCGCCAAUGACAGGUGGUAAUGGGCCGGAGGAAUUUUUUCCAUUAGAUGUUUUCGGAUUGGAAAAUGGGUCGCUCGGUGAUAAGCAAAACAAGGAGAAUGUUUGUGGUAGCCUUCAUCGUUCAGGACAAGCUGAUAGUACUUGUGAUCUUGUUUGGUUUCAAGCACCUCUUAGCAUUAAAGGAUUUAAGUACAAGACGUGCAGAGAGUCAAAGCCAGAAGAUAUAUGGGUUUAAAAUUAAAUAAAACUGCUGUCUUAAGUGCGUGCAUUUUUUUACCUUGGUCUCAUUAUUUGGGACGUGUACUAUACACAGAAUAACGUUUGGGUGCAGCUUUAUAUAGUGUUAUCAAAUAUUGAUGAGGCAAAGUGGUGCCAACUUGAUAUUUAAUGUACUUUUCCAUUCUAAUAAUUACAAAAAUCUGUGUAUCGUAAUCAAUUUAAACAGGAAUAAUAGAUAGAUAUAAUAGGCAAGCUAAUAGUUCUAAAAUAACUGAUAAUGUGCAGUUAUGUUUUCAAAUGCAUGCAUACCAACUUGCCUAUAAAAAUGUAGGCUAAUAUUAUGCUAUGGUUAAGAAGAUGUUUUAAUAGUGUGAAUUUGAUUUUAUACAUUUCCAUUAUUGAUUUAUAUAAAAUUCAGUCAAAACUGCUUAUGUGCAUAUUUUUUACUAAUCCAUUAAAACUAAAGUAACAAAUUCACUAGUUUCCAGUUUUAAAUAGAACUGUCAUUGUUUAACAUAUUUAGACAGCUAUCUGAAUAUAUUCUGUGUACAAAACCGCUAACAUAAUUUUCAAUUUAUAAACCAAGUUUAUUGAAAUAUCUUUAAAUAUAAUUCUUCCAAGUAGUAAUCAUCUGUAAUCAUAAACCAAAACAUUCUACGUAAAAUGUCAAGAGUACUAUAUUAAUAAUAAUUCAUUCGACUGCUUAAAGCAUUUGCAAAUCACAGAAUUCCAUGCAUGUUAUGACCGUUAUGUAUAAUUUACCCACGUAUAUGAUAACAUCAGGAGUCUAUCAAUAGGGUAUAUAUAGGGUCCCUGUAUACAGAGAGUUGCGCCAACUCGGGAUUUG